AUGGGGUCAUCUGUGUCGAAGGCUGCCCUCGGGGCCACCACGGAGGAGUUCGUGGAACCCGAACCAAAACACCUAGCUGAUCUAAUACAGUACAUAAAUGAAACAAAUAAGAGUGUUGAACCCCUGGCUGAUGUUCUUUCUGAAAAAACAAGGAGCAGCAGCUGGGUGGUGGUGUUCAAAGCCCUGGUUACUGUGCAUCAUCUUAUGGUGCAUGGAAAUGAGCGUUUUAUCAAACAUCUUGCAUCUAGAGAUUCUUUGUUCACUUUACAAAACUUCCUGGAUAACAGUGUCACAGAAGGCCCUACUAUGUCAGCUUUCAUCAGACAGUAUAGCAGGUACUUGAAUGAAAAGUCACUCGCAUAUAGACUGAUUGCAUCUGACAUCACCAAAACCAAGAGAGGGAUGGAUGGUAUGAUGAGAACUAUGAAUACUAAAGAGCUGCUCAACACACUUCAAAUAAUUCAAAUUCAGUUUGAUGCUCUUCUUAAUUUUAACGCAACUCCUGAUGAACUAACUAAUGGUAUAAUACAUGCUGCUUUCAUGCUCCUCUUUAAGGAUUCUCUUUGCCUCUUUGCAGCCUACAAUGAGGGAAUCAUUAAUCUGCUAGGCAAGUUUUUUGACAUGAGGAAGAGCCAAUGUGAGGCAAGUUUGGAUAUUUACGUCAAAUUCCUUGACAGAACAACCAAACUGGCACAGUUUCUGAAAGUUGCAGAGGAAGUUGGAAUUGACCAAAACGACAUUCCAUAUAUUACUCAGGCACCCCACAGUUUACUCGAAGCACUAAAACAGCAUUUAGCUUCUUUGGAAGAGAAAAAUGAUGAUUUUCUUCCUUCCAAUCUCCAGCAUUCAUUGAUUCCCUCCACCUCAGAUAGUUCACUUGCGAAAGCUUCAUCAAGCCAAGCUUUGUUUUCAGCCUACAAUCCUGUUAAAGCCAGACAACCUUAUGGAACAACAACAGGAAACAAUCUUGAUGACCCAUUUCCCAGCCUCAUAGAAAAUUUUAAAUUCGGAGAAAGCCUAGUCAACAAAUUUGAUGUGAAGUCUCAUCCGUCUUCAGAGAUGGAAAUUGCUGAUGGAAUGAACUGGUCAUUGAGUCCCACUUCUAUUGAGCCUUUUGUCUACAAGGUACCACUUCCAGUGGCCUGUCCAGUGACUUCACAGCAUGUGCCUAUGUAUGGAAUGGUUCCAGUUUCAGUGGGAUCUCCUUUUUCAGUGAAACCUCAAUCCGUGAUUUAUAACCAACCAGGCUUAGGGCCCAGAAUAUUUCCACUUUAUCAACCAGAAAUAAGGGACAAUCUAUGUGGAAGUAUCGAAGAAAAAAUAUUUGAAUUUAGACGUAAAAAAAGUGAUGACCUCUCUACAGCCUCAUCCACAUCUUCCAAGUAAUAUAAACAUUAGAUCCUCUUGAGAUUCUUCAGUUUAAUGUUUUGGAGAUGAUACACUGUAUUUCUUUUGUUUUAUUAGCUAUC
Molecule: messenger RNA, 1469 nt
Organism: Artibeus jamaicensis (Jamaican fruit-eating bat)
Lineage: Eukaryota; Metazoa; Chordata; Mammalia; Chiroptera; Phyllostomidae
Product: phosphatidylinositol-binding clathrin assembly protein-like
Exons: 16
Coding region: 1-1386 (461 amino acids)
Biological process (GO): clathrin-dependent endocytosis; synaptic vesicle budding from presynaptic endocytic zone membrane; clathrin coat assembly
Cellular component (GO): clathrin-coated pit; extrinsic component of presynaptic endocytic zone membrane; clathrin-coated vesicle
Molecular function (GO): SNARE binding; phosphatidylinositol-4,5-bisphosphate binding; clathrin heavy chain binding
Source: RefSeq, a predicted model, not a curated record